GCCAUGAAGGAUCACGACGCCAUCAAGCUGUUCGUGGGGCAGAUCCCGCGGAACCUGGAGGAGAGCGACCUCAAGCCGCUCUUCGAGGAGUUCGGCCGCAUCUACGAGCUCACCGUCCUCAAGGAUCGCUUCACCGGCAUGCACAAAGGCUGUGCCUUCCUCUCCUACUGCGCCCGCGACUCGGCCCUGAAGGCGCAGAGCGCCCUGCACGAGCAGAAGACGCUGCCGGGGGUAAGUGACGGGGCGGGGGAAGACAGGAAGCUCUUUGUGGGCAUGCUGGGGAAGCAGCAGAGCGAGGACGACGUCCGGCGCCUCUUUGAGCCCUUUGGCCAGAUCGAGGAGUGCACCAUCCUCCGAGGGCCGGAUGGAGCCAGCAAAGGUUGUGCCUUUGUGAAGUACGGCAGCCACGCCGAGGCACAGGCUGCCAUCAACAGCCUGCACGGCAGCCAGACCAUGCCGGGCGCCUCGUCCAGCCUGGUGGUGAAGUUUGCGGACACGGACAAGGAGCGGACCCUGCGGCGGAUGCAUCAGAUGGCAGGGCAGCUGGGCAUCUUCAACCCCAUGACCAUCCAGUUCGGCGCCUACGGGGCCUACACGCAAGCGAUCAUGCAGCAGCAGGCAGCCCUGAUGGCUGCUGCCCAGGGGACCUGCCUGAACCCCAUGGCCGCCAUCGCUGCCGCCCAGAUGCAGCAAAGGGCCGCCUUCAACGUCAGCGGGCUGGUGGCCGCCCCCCUCACCCCCUCUUCAGGGACCAGCACCCCCCCCGGCAUCGGCACGGCGCCCGUGCCCAGCAUCGCCGCGCCCAUCGGGGUGAACGGCUUCAGCCCCCUGCCCCCCCAGAGCAACGGGCAGCCCGCCUCCGAGACCAUCUACACCAAUGGCAUCCACCCCUACCCAGCUCAAAGCCCGACGGUGGCGGAUCCCCUCCAGCAGGCCUACGCAGGCAUGCAGCACUAUGCAGCAGCGUAUCCCACCGCCUACGCCCCCAUCAGCCAAGCCUUUCCCCAGCAAGCGCCCAUCAUCCCGCAGCAGCAGCGAGAAGGUCCCGAGGGCUGUAACCUGUUUAUUUAUCACCUGCCCCAGGAGUUCGGGGACGCGGAGCUCACGCAGAUGUUCUUGCCUUUCGGCAAUGUCAUCUCUGCCAAAGUCUUUGUGGACCGUGCCACCAACCAGAGUAAAUGCUUUGGUUUUGUCAGUUUUGACAACCCGACGAGCGCUCAGGCAGCCAUUCAGGCCAUGAACGGCUUCCAGAUCGGCAUGAAGAGGCUAAAAGUCCAGCUAAAGCGGCCGAAAGAUGCCAACAGGCCCUACUGA
Molecule: messenger RNA, 1314 nt
Organism: Chaetura pelagica (chimney swift)
Lineage: Eukaryota; Metazoa; Chordata; Aves; Apodiformes; Apodidae
Gene: CELF6
Product: CUGBP, Elav-like family member 6
Exons: 11
Coding region: 4-1314 (436 amino acids)
Biological process (GO): mRNA splice site recognition; regulation of alternative mRNA splicing, via spliceosome
Cellular component (GO): nucleus; cytoplasm; ribonucleoprotein complex
Molecular function (GO): mRNA binding
Source: RefSeq, a predicted model, not a curated record